AUGAAUUAAAAGAUUAAAAAUAAAUCAUGUAAAGAAUUCAAUAAAAAAUAAUAAAUAAUUUAAUAUAACUUAUAAAAUAUUUUUCAUAAAUUUAUAUAAUAAUUUAAAAAUUUUUAAUAAUUUUUAAAAGAUAUAAUUACGUUUAUAUUUUUUAAAAAUAGUCCUUAAUAAUCUGAUUCACCAUAAAGGAAUAGUUUACUUUAGAAAAAUAUUAACUCAAAUCAAAUAUAAUCAGGUACAGCUAUAGAAGAAAAAAAAGAGCAACAAAAUCAAAUUUUUAAAGAUGAUGAUGACGAUGAAUCUAAACUUAUAAUUCAUCCAUUAGUAAAUGCGUUUUUGAAUAGUUUACCAUUCAGUAUACUUGUUAACGCUUUGACUUUUUUUACACUUUUUGGUGAUGAUAUUAGAAUAAUAGCAUUUGAUAAAGAUGCAGAUGUAUACUUUGAUGCUAUUAAUAUUUUAGCUUUGAUUGUAUUUUCUUGUGAAAUUAUAUUAUGUGUAAUUAGUAGAAAAGGAUAUGCAUGCUCGUUUUUCUUUUGGUUGGAUACAAUUUCUACUAUUUCUCUAGUUUUAGACAUUUAAUUAAUUUCUAAUUAUUUAUUUUAUUCUUCUACUGCUAAUACAUAAUCUUUAGCAAAAGCAGGAAAAACUUCAAGAAUAGGAACAAGGGCAGGAAGAAUAGUUAGAUUAGUUAGAUUAAUUCGUAUAGUUAAAUUAUAUAAGGCAGCAUCAGCUGAAAAAGAUGAUGAAAUUUAAAUAAAAAAAAAAAUAGAAGAAAGACGAAUGAAAAAAAAAUAAGUUUAUCCAAAUCCUAGUAAUUAUGAAUCCCGUGUAUCAAAAAAAUUAUCCGAUUUAACUACUAAACGAGUAAUAAUAAUAGUACUAGUAUUACUUUUUAUACUGCCAUUAUUUUCUGCUGAUUAUUAUUUUGACCCACCUAUUACUAUGGAUUUGUGUAUCCAACAAUUAGUAUUAAUCACAGAAAACAAUAACUCCUAAAAAGCAGACAUUAAACUAUUAUUUGAUACUAUAGUUGAACGUCAUAAAAACUUACAAACCCCUAUCGUGUAUUUAUAAACGCCUUUUUAGGACAAAAGUUUAUAAUAUUAAAGUUCCGAUUUUAAUCUCCUACGUUUAACAGAAAAAGAAGGUACUGAACUUCCUAUUGAUUUAAAUAAUUUCAAAUAAAAUCACCUUAAUGGAUUUACUUAAGAUAUAAUAUAUAUGAGCACUUUAAGUGAAGAUAAUUUAGUAUUUUCUGGAUAUCUGAAUAUUCGAUCAAAUUCAAUAGUAAACGCAGGACUUUCGAUUGGAAGGACUAUUUUCGUAUGUAUAGUAUUAACUGUUGGAGCUUUGUUAUUCGCUAAAGACGCAAAUGAUUUGGCUUUAGGCCCAAUAGAAAGGAUGAGAGACAAAGUAAUUUAAAUCGCAAAUAAUCCUUUAUCUUCGAAGGACUAGAAAUUAAUUAAAGGUAAAGAUGUUGAAUAAUAUGAAACUGUAAUUAUCGAAAAUGCCAUUAUUAAAAUUGGUACUUUACUCGCAUUAGGCUUUGGUGAUGCCGGAAGUGAAAUCAUUGGAAGUAAUAUGGCUACUACAGGAGAUGUGGACCCUAUGAUUCCUGGUAAAAAAAAAUGCGCCAUUUAUGGUUUUUGUGAUAUUAGGAAUUUCACAGAUGCCACCGAAGUAUUAUAAGAAGAUGUGAUGGUUUUUGUUAAUAAUAUAGGUGAAGUAGUACAUACUAUGGUAGAUAGAUAUUUAGGGGCUGCUAAUAAGAAUAUUGGAGACGCUUUUUUAUUAGUAUGGAAAAUUUAAGAAAAUAAAUAUUCAAUAGAUGAUUUGGAAAAUACAAUUGUUUAUCAUGACAAAAAGUAUAUUAAUAUGCUUUCAGAUUACGCGGCGAUUUCUUUUGUUAGAAUUAAUGCCAAAAUUAAUAGGUUGCCAAAAAUUUUGGCCUAUAGACAAGAUAAAAGACUCUAACAAAGAAUUGAAAAUUAUGCAGUAAAAAUGGGGUAUGGAUUACAUAUAGGCUGGGGAAUAGAAGGAGCUAUUGGAUCAGAAUUUAAAAUUGAUGCCAGUUACUUGUCACCGAAUGUUAAUAUGGCAAGUAGAUUGGAAGCCGCUACUAAAUAAUAUGGGGUACCUUUGCUUAUUUCGAGUGAUUUAAUUGAUUAAAUGUCGGAUUCGAUGAAGGAGUUUACUAGAUAUAUUGAUAGAGUGACUGUUAAAGGGUCAGUUAGACCAAUUGGGCUUUAUACUGUUGAUACUGAUUGUGAUGGAUUGGAACCUUCUAAUAAAAAAUAAUAAAAACAUUAUUUUUUUUAGUAAAAUAUAUUUAAUAUAUUAAAGCAUGAAGAAGCUAAAUAUAAAAGAUAAGAAAAUCAAGGAAGAAUGCAUAAUUAUGUGGAAGGAAUUGAAAAUUGGAAUUUUGGUGAUUAUAUUAAUGAAAUAAAAGAUUUAAGGAUGAUUUUUAGUAAAAGAAAUCCGGAAUUUCAAAAGAUUUUCAAAGAAGGCUUUUAGAAUUAUUUGAAGGGUAAAUGGAAAGAAAGUAAAGAAUGUAUCAUUAAUGCAUAAAAAUUAAAUCAUAAUGAUGGACCUAGUAAAACACUUUUGGAUUUUAUGGGAUAGUACUAGUUUAAUGCGCCUGCUAAUUGGUCUGGAUUUAGGGAGUUGACUGAAAAGUGA
Messenger RNA from Ichthyophthirius multifiliis, 2682 nucleotides. RefSeq lists its product as hypothetical. NCBI's taxonomy places the organism in Eukaryota, Ciliophora, Oligohymenophorea, Hymenostomatida. Gene Ontology annotation, biological process: intracellular signal transduction; cyclic nucleotide biosynthetic process. The record is from RefSeq and is a predicted model, not a curated record. The transcript is spliced from 4 exons.